Messenger RNA from Verticillium alfalfae VaMs.102, 1179 nucleotides. RefSeq names its product methylmalonate-semialdehyde dehydrogenase. Gene Ontology annotation, biological process: L-valine catabolic process; thymine catabolic process. The record is from RefSeq and is a predicted model, not a curated record. NCBI's taxonomy places the organism in Eukaryota, Fungi, Ascomycota, Sordariomycetes, Glomerellales, Plectosphaerellaceae. Gene Ontology annotation, molecular function: malonate-semialdehyde dehydrogenase (acetylating, [NAD(P)+]) activity; methylmalonate-semialdehyde dehydrogenase (acylating, NAD+) activity. The transcript is spliced from 4 exons. The coding region runs from base 1 to 1179 and encodes 392 amino acids. Gene Ontology annotation, cellular component: mitochondrion.
AUGUUCCGCUUCGUCGGCCUGAUCCGCGAGAACUGGGACCGCCUGGCCGCCAGCAUCACCCUCGAGCAGGGCAAGACGUUUGCCGAUGCCAAGGGCGACGUCCUGCGUGGCCUCCAGGUCGCCGAGGCCGCUUGUGCGGCGCCCGAGCUCAUGAAGGGCGAGGUGCUCGAGGUGGCCAAGGACAUGGAGACGAGGAGCUACCGUGAGCCCCUCGGUGUCGUGGCGGCCAUCUGUCCCUUUAACUUCCCCGCCAUGAUUCCCCUGUGGUGCAUCCCCAUCGCCACAGUCACCGGCAACACUCUCAUCCUGAAGCCCUCCGAGCGUGACCCUGGCGCGGCCAUGAUCCUGGCCGAGCUCGUCAAGAAGGCCGGCUUCCCUGAGGGCGUCGUCAACGUUGUCCACGGCGCCCACCGCACCGUUGACUUUAUCCUCGAGGAUCCCGUCAUCAAGGCCGUCAGCUUCGUCGGUGGCAACAAGGCCGGCGAGUACAUCUUCAACAAGGGCUCCGCCCACGGCAAGCGCGUCCAGGCCAACCUCGGCGCCAAGAACCACGCCGCUGUCCUGCCCGACUGCAACAAGAACCACUUCCUCAACAGUGUCGUCGGCGCCGCGUUUGGCGCCGCCGGCCAGCGCUGCAUGGCCCUGAGCACCCUCGUCAUGGUCGGCGAGACCAAGGAGUGGCUGCCCGAGCUUGCCGAGAUGGCCAAGCAGCUCAAGGUCGACGGCGGCUUCGAGGAUGGUGCCGAUCUCGGCCCCGUCAUCUCCCCGCACAGCAAGGCCCGCAUCGAGGCGCUCAUCCAGAGCGCCGAGGACGAGGGCGCCACCAUCCUUCUCGACGGCCGUGGGUACACGCCGGCCAAAUAUCCCAACGGCAACUGGGUCGCCCCUACCAUCAUCUCCAAUGUGACGCCUAAGAUGAAGUGCUACACCGAGGAGAUCUUCGGCCCCGUCCUCAACGAGUACGGCAACGGCACGGCCAUCUUCACACGCUCCGGCCCCACGGCCGAGACGUUCCGCCGCCACAUUGAGGCCGGCCAGCAUCGCCGGCGGCGGCGCCAGCACCUUUUACGGAAGGCCCGGCGUCAACUUUUACACGCAGCAGAAGACGGUCACGGCCCUGUGCAGAGCGCCGACGCCGUGUCGCAGAAGGCGAACGUUUCCAUGCCGACGCAAUCGUAG